CUCGUCCCUUUGAUGAUGAUGAGUUGAUUCCGUUCUUCCCUCCCACAACCAAUAUUCCAACAUCCACCAUAAUCCGGACGAAAGUUCCUCCAUCAAACUCAUACACAGUCUUCCUGAUCCUGAUAGCCUACCUUCAUUGAGCCUGACAACCGGUCCAGGAUCACAGCUCGUUCUCUACAAACUGGUCAGGUACAGCCCCACAGUCUUCUAGACAGCUCACCAAGACCCCAGUUGUGUCCUUCGGAACCUCUUCAUCACACCGUGUAGAACAUAUGCUAUCCAAGACAUCUAAACCCACGUCCUGGAAAAUUUCAGAUAUCGCCGAUCUCAGUGGCCGGGUUGCCAUUGUGACAGGGGGUAGCACUGGCACCGGUUAUUACAUCGCUCUUGAGCUGGCUCGAAAGGGAGCAAAAGUGUAUUUGGUUUGCAGAAAUGAAGAGCGAGCCCAGCAGGCCAUCACCUCCCUUCGCGAAGAAGUGCCUAAUGGAUUAUUUGAUUAUAUCCACUUCGAUUUGACGAGACUCCGAACAUGCAAAGAUGCUGCUAAAACCUUCCUACAACGCGAGACGCGGCUCGACAUCUUAGUCAACAAUGCUGCUGUUAGACGCUGCUCGUCUUUCAGUCUUAGCGAAGAUGGCGUAGAAAUCCAAGCAUGCAACACCGUCGGCCACUUCUGUUUGACAGAUCGCUUGGUUCCGUUGAUGAAGCGGACCGCGCAAAGUGCGCAAGGACAUCACGUCCGAAUCGUCAACAUGACAAGCGUAACCCAUAAGCUGAACAGUGAACCGGACUUCACUAAUUUGCAAGGGUUGAAUCAAAGGAGAUGCUCCGCCUUGGAAAGGCACGGCAAUAGUAUGCUUUCCAUCAUAAUUUUCAAUCAGGAACUACAGAAACGUUUGAAAGGAACGGGAAUUUUGUGUCUCGCAGUGCACCCAGGCUUGGUCAGUGAUCAAGUCCUACACAACAGCAAGAAACUACGCGAAUUGGCCAUGCUGUUGAUCCCCCAUAGGGGCCCAAACUCACUCAUUGUUGAGGCCAAGCAUGCAGCCUUCACGCCGCUGUAUGCUGCUAUCGCCUCGGAAGUAGAGACGCUGCAAUUAGGAGGAUCCUACUUAGUAUCUCCCGGGAGACCAGCGACUCCUCACCACAACGCGAGAGAUCCGACCGGAAUAGCCGGCCAAAAGCUGUGGGCCACGUGUCUCAGGCUAUCGUAUCAUCCUCAUGGACUGGGCAGCAGGUCGGCAAAAGCCUGCUAUAGAGCUGUUUCGAACCCACACGGACCAGAACAAGACGAGCGCUAUGCGUGUUCUUGAACGAUUUCCGCCAUCAUCACUGUGAAUCCCAGUUUUUAGAACACAAUGCCGACCCGUCUGACCAGGACGCAUGGGUAUCUCAGUGUCCAUAUCAUGAUCGAACAAUUAUCUUAACUAACCAGUGUACUACUAUUGUAUGAUCUGAGCCAUUCCAUCUAUUCAUGUGUUUACUUGGGACGUUCAAUUCCUUGCACUUCUCACAUUAUGCUGUAAAUAGCUUCCAUUUCGCAAGUUUUUAACCAUCUCUAUUUCUCAUGUCUGGUAAUAUUGUGAGUUGCGAGCCAACUCGGUUUUAGACAGUCGUAGUGAACUCUGUAGCUUAUACGGAUCCGUUAUAGAAUCAUCACACAUUCUCCAACUUCCAAUCAC
Puccinia graminis f. sp. tritici CRL 75-36-700-3 is the source of this 1682-nucleotide messenger RNA. RefSeq lists its product as uncharacterized. The record is from RefSeq and is a predicted model, not a curated record. The coding region runs from base 273 to 1313 and encodes 346 amino acids. NCBI's taxonomy places the organism in Eukaryota, Fungi, Basidiomycota, Pucciniomycetes, Pucciniales, Pucciniaceae. The transcript is spliced from 11 exons.